AUGGCUGAUCCCAUGAUUUCACAAUCAAACCAAUCACAGGCCAACAUUGCAGCUCCCACGACGCCACGUGGUCAUAAUCGUCUAAAUCUUGAGAACCUCACUCCAUCACCGUCAUCAUCAGGGCAUGUCAAUAGGCUGAUUAAUUCUAAUCAUUAUAUUUCCCCUUCGAGACCAAUUUACUCCGAUAGGUUUAUUCCCUGCAGAUCCAGCUCAAAUUUCGCUCUUUUCAACAUCUCCUUACCGCCGCCCUCGGCGACGGCGGGGAGUUCGCCGGGGGACGGUGGGAAGGAGGACAAUCCUAGUGCGUAUGCGGCGUUGCUUAGGAAUGCACUAUUUGGGCCCCAGACUCCGGAUAAGAAAGACUGGGGGGCAGGGGCGGGGGGACGGAAUAUUUUCCGGUACAGGACGGAGACUCGGCAGUCACUGCACUCGCUUUCCCCUUUCGGGUUUGAUUAUUUGAGUGGUCCUGGUGUUAGUAAUGUUGCUAUUAAGACUCCUAGGAAGGUUUCUAGAUCACCUUAUAAGGUAUUGGAUGCCCCUUCAUUGCAAGAUGAUUUUUAUUUGAAUUUGGUGGAUUGGUCGUCACAUAAUGUGUUGGCAGUGGGGUUAGGUACUUGUGUAUAUUUAUGGAAUGCUUGUAGUAGCAAGGUGACAAAAUUGUGUGAUUUGGGGAAUGAUGAUGGUGUAUGUUCAGUAGGAUGGGCUCAUCGCGGUACACACCUUGCUGUUGGAACUAGCAAUGGGAAAGUUCAGAUCUGGGAUGCUUCACGCUGUAAAAGGAUCAGAACCAUGGAGGGCCAUCGAAUGCGUGUCGGGGCAUUGGCCUGGAGUUCAUCUAUGCUGUCUUCUGGUAGCCGGGAUAAGAGCAUUCUUCAACGAGAUAUACGAGCGCAGGAAGAUUUCGUUAGUAAACUCUCUGGACACAAGUCAGAGGUUUGUGGACUGAAGUGGUCUUAUGAUAACCGUGAGUUGGCAUCAGGCGGAAAUGAUAAUCGACUUUUUGUUUGGAAUCAACAUUCAACCCAGCCUGUUCUAAAAUACUGUGAGCAUACAGCGGCUGUAAAAGCAAUUGCUUGGUCACCCCAUCUUCAUGGACUUCUAGCAUCUGGGGGUGGGACUGCUGACCGGUGUAUACGGUUCUGGAAUACAACCACUAAUUCACAUCUAAGCUGCAUGGACACCGGUAGUCAGGUGUGCAAUCUUGUGUGGUCUAAGAAUGUCAAUGAACUUGUCAGCACACAUGGAUACUCCCAAAACCAAAUAAUAGUAUGGAGAUAUCCCACCAUGUCAAAGUUGGCAACCCUGACAGGUCAUACAUACAGAGUUCUUUAUCUUGCCAUCUCACCAGACGGACAGACAAUUGUCACCGGAGCUGGAGAUGAGACGCUGCGGUUUUGGAAUGUGUUCCCUUUUCCAAAAUCUCAGAACACUGACAGUGAAAUUGGAGCAUCAUCUCUCGGUAGAACUACAAUUCGGUGA
Dovyalis caffra is the source of this 1479-nucleotide messenger RNA. NCBI's taxonomy places the organism in Eukaryota, Viridiplantae, Streptophyta, Magnoliopsida, Malpighiales, Salicaceae. The record is from the annotation of a GenBank genome assembly.